Molecule: messenger RNA, 757 nt
Organism: Ectocarpus sp. CCAP 1310/34
Lineage: Eukaryota; Phaeophyceae; Ectocarpales; Ectocarpaceae
Source: the annotation of a GenBank genome assembly
GAUGGCGAAGCCGAAGGGCAGGAGGCAGCCAACUGGUGGUGUAGUUGGACGCCCUUCCAAGUCGGACAAGAGAGCCAAGACAGCAGCAGCGAGAGGUGCGUUGGCCCAGGAGAGACUCCAAGCUGAGCUCGAGCAGCAACGUGCAGCGCUCGCGGCGGACAGAGCAGAGAUGGCGCAGAGGGAGCAAGCGCUCAGAGCGAAGGAGGCUGCGUUCGCCAAGAAGGAGCAAGAAAUGGCGCGCGCCGCUGCUCAGCGGGAAAAGUGUGAGCAGCAGGAGGUUGAGCGCGUCCAAGCAGCAGCUGCUGCUGCGGCGGAGAAGGUUGCUCAGGGCCUGGACUACAUGGACACAUCUGUGCACGAGGUGAAGCCGAAGAAGGGCGAGGUCUGGACCCAGUUGCAGUCAAGGAUGGUCCUCAUGCUACUCUUCGACCUCCGCAAGGAAGGUUGCUCUGAGAACGAGGCGGUGUUGCAGGACACGAGUCAGUUCUCGUCACCUAGCGCACCAAUCGUCAUGGCACCACUUCGAGCGUGUGCUCCAUUGCGAUAUCUCGGCGCGUGACAGUUGUGUUAGGCAUGGUUGCUGUGUGUGGGAAGACCUUCGUGGCGGCGUGGAAUCCAAAUCGUUUUUUUUUGGCCCGGGCAAUCGGGCCGCAUCGCCAGGCGAAAAAGCCAAACCGGAUUUCACAUCGCCAUGAUGCUCUCGCCACAUACAGCACCCAUGCCCAACACAACUAUCACGCCCAGAGACACCACAAUG